This is a messenger RNA of Stylonychia lemnae, 2016 nucleotides long. Lineage: Eukaryota; Ciliophora; Spirotrichea; Sporadotrichida; Oxytrichidae. The record is from the annotation of a GenBank genome assembly.
AUGAAACUAUAACUAAAGGAAAUUCAGUUCUUUGAGAACAUCUCCUACUCACUUUCAGAGGAGAUUGAUAUAUUCUAUUGCUUAAAGCAAAAUACAGCCUAGUUUGAAACCCAAACCUAUGAUUAACCAUUGAUUAAGGAUAAACUUAUCAACAUCAUUGAGACACUAGAAAACAGAAGAGAUGGCGAUUAGUAUUCUAAAGCAUUACAGCAAUUAUACAUAUUUUCUAUGGGUUAAUACUCAGUCAAGGACACCUUAGUUGAAUAGUAUCCAAAUUCUAGGCUGAAGAAGGUGCUAGCCAACAAUGCUCUCAAUUAAAUUACUUCGAUUCAAGUGAUUUGUCAGAAUUUGAAUCACAAAAUGAGCUUAAUGCCCUCGAUCGACUUAAGUCAAGACAAGAACGAACCCUUUCCUUUGAGGCUAAAUCUUGAAUAAGAAACUAGAAUGCUAUUGAACAUCCUCAUCAACUACAUUCUAGUCAAUAUUAAUGAUGACCCUCAUCUCUCAAGAGAUGUCAUUCAUGAAAAUAACGCUAUAGAGGAGAUGUGCUUCAGAUCAAUUAAAUUCAGUCUUGAGAUUCCUGUUGUUCCCAUCAGGAAAUUUCUUAUAUUGUUCUACCUCUUCCUAAGACUUUCUUUUGGAGAAGCCCCAGGUACUAUUUUAACCAUGCUAAAUUCUUUAUUAGAGACCAGAGAAGAAUGGAAGGAUUUGAAAUUCUUAAAAGAACUUUAAAAUCUAGUUGAGAAGGAAGAACCUAGAUUCAAUAUGAAAGUGCCGUCACCAGUUGAGAAGUUCUAUAAAAGACAUAUGAACUCAGACAACCCGAUACCACAGAUUAUUGUAGUCGGUAUACUUAGAGUACUACUGACUACUUGCCCAAAUGCUGCCAGAAAUACAGGAGGAAUCGAUUUGCACAGUGAAUGGAGUUCAAGUUUACAAUUCGCUUUCUAUAAGAAAGAAUUUUUCAUAGAAAAUGGGUUUAAAUCAGCACAUUACGCUCACAGCUUUUUAAUAAGUCAAGAUUCACAGAAUGACGAUGUAAGAGCUGAGGCGCCAGAUUUUGCUACUGUAGAAGAUUAUAAGUACGAGAAUGACCGGCACAGAGUCAUAGUGGCCUUAGUCAUUUCAGAUUUUUUCUUAUUCCUGAUGAAACACUUCAAGAAUAAUCAUGUGAUCCAGUUUAUCUACAUAUCCUAACUAGUAGUUGAUGCUAAUGGAGUUUUGGUGCUGUUGAAAUUCUUGAAUUAGGACUUCACAAAGAUAGAUUUCAGCACAGUGAAGAUUGACUAAAAGUACGAUUUCAUUUACAACGAGGUGGGCUAACUUUAACUUGAUUAGAUUCUUGAGUACUCCAUAAAUUCUCUGCUCAGAUUGAUGUAUAAGACUUGCAAGAAUCAAGGGGAGAGAAUCAAAUCCUAUCUAGUCCAGUACAAAGCAGCUUUGAUAAUGAAAAGACUAAUCAACAAGUUUGAGAAGAGCGAGGUAGCUGAUAUCAAGAAGAAUGCUGGAAAGAUCAUUAAGAUCCAGAUAAAGUAUAUGAAUAGAAACUGGCGCAAGAAUAAUAUGAAGAUAGUCUCACUAGUCUAUCAGUAUGUAAAGCUAAGGAGAUUAGACGACUGGCUUGCUUGGGAAAAUCAAGCACUCGAAGAGGAACUAUACCUUUCUCAGGAUGAGAUCAGGCAUAUUAACUCUGACUUCAACUAUAAACAUUACAAUUAGUUUAUAGAGAAAAUGGAAGAAGAUAAUUUGAAACUGGCAGCCGCUCAAAGUGGCAUCGAAUUGAAUGAAGAUGGAUCAGGUAUCGAUAAUGAGGAGGAAAAGCAAAAAUAAAGUUAAGCUGAGUAAAAGAGAUUAGAGAAUAAUAAGAAAUAUGGGAUCAUUAGUAGUGGCCUUGAUGUUGCUGUUGAUGAAACUAAUAUAUUGCAUCAUAUGUGGAAAAAGGCUGUUGUCGAUGAAACCUUUUAUCAAAAUUAUGAAUAAUGGCUAGAGGAGGAAGUUUGGAGCUACUAUGACUGA